Molecule: messenger RNA, 876 nt
Organism: Manihot esculenta (cassava)
Lineage: Eukaryota; Viridiplantae; Streptophyta; Magnoliopsida; Malpighiales; Euphorbiaceae
Exons: 1
Coding region: 139-738 (199 amino acids)
Source: RefSeq, a predicted model, not a curated record
CUCACUUUCUCAAAUUCCCAUAGAACAGAGCUGAGAAUUUCCGAAUGCCAAUACUGCCAAUUUAAAAAGCAAUAGCUACGCACAAACGCAGCUUCAACCAUAGAACAAAAGCAAGAGCCCUUCCCAAAAUCAAAAACCAUGAAGAAUCUCUAUAAGAAAGGCAAAGUUCACCCAUCGACGCCGUCCGUCUCCCACCACUUAUCGCUGCUUCCGACAACAAUUCUCACUCUCGCAGCUGCUCUCUCAGAUGAGGACAAACAAGUUUUAGCCUACCUUAUCUCCUGCUGCGGAACCUCCAACCCUAAAUCUACCAGCUUCACCGGUCAACGGAAAACUACUCUUCCCACUGGCGAUGAUCAUUAUGGCGAUGACGGCGGCGGGAACCAUGAUCCAUUGUUUGAAUGUAAUUGUUUUAGUUGUUACAUGAGUUUUUGGGCGCUUUGGGACACUUCACCUAACCGUCAACUGAUACACGAGAUCAUUGAAGCUUAUGAAGAAGAGUUGUUUCAGAAAAAGAAGAAGAGCCUGAAGAAGAAGAAGAAGGAGAAAAGUAAGCGAGUUCGCCAUGAGUCAAAAGAGAAUUUUGAAGAGAAGGCGUUGCAGGAAGAGUUGGAAUCGGUGGAGAAGAAUUCCUCCGGUGAGAUUGAAGCUGUUCAGCCGGAAGCCGAGAAAGGUACGGUGAGGAAGAUUGCAAGCUUCAUUGGAGAGAAAUUUUGGGAAAUUUGGAGCAGGGGUUAAUUAAUUUCUUUCCUUUUUUUUUUCUCUUUCUCUGCAAAUUGGAGACGAGUUUCUUCCUUUUCUUUUUCCCUUGUUUUUUUUUUGAACAAUUACUAGUCAUUAAUUUUCUUAAUGGAAAUUACCAUCGAAUUCCAUGGA